ACAGCUGUUUUGAUCGAGGCUGCCAGGAAGCGCAUACCCUGUAGCCAAUCAGACGCCCGAGAUUUCAGCUCACAGUUUAUCGCGAGAACUCUGCCCUUCCUUUUCCCUUUUCGUACUGAGUCCAAGAUGGGAGUCGACAUCAGGCACAACAAGGACCGUAAGGUUCACAGGAAAGAACCUAAGAGCGAGGAUAUCUACCUCAGGCUCCUGGUCAAGUUGUACCGGUUCCUGGCCCGUCGCUCUAGUGCUCCCUUCAACAAGGUUGUCCUGAGGAGACUGUUCAUGAGCAGGACCAACAGGCCUCCCAUCUCCGUCUCCCGCCUGAUCCGUAAGAUGAAGCUUGCAGGCAGAGAGAACAAAAUUGCUGUUGUCGUGGGAACAGUCACUGAUGAUGUGAGGAUUCAGGAGAUCCCCAAGCUCAAGAUCUGCGCUCUGAGGGUUACUGACGGUGCCCGCCGCAGGAUCCUGAAGGCAGGAGGCCAGGUGAUGACCUUUGACCAGCUGGCUUUGGCUACUCCCAAAGGACAUGGCACAGUGCUGCUGUCAGGACCCCGCAAGGGAAGAGAGGUGUACAGGCACUUUGGAAAAGCCCCUGGAACUCCUCACAGCCACACCAAGCCCUAUGUCCGCUCCAAGGGCAGGAAGUUCGAGAGAGCUCGUGGUCGCAGAGCCAGCCGUGGCUACAAGAACUAGUCUGUUUUGUUGUUCCAUGCAAUCUGACACAAAUAAAAGAUUUGGCUGUACAAAAAA
Mugil cephalus (flathead mullet) is the source of this 750-nucleotide messenger RNA. RefSeq names its product ribosomal protein L18 (gene rpl18). The record is from RefSeq and is a predicted model, not a curated record. The coding region runs from base 127 to 693 and encodes 188 amino acids. Gene Ontology annotation, cellular component: cytosolic large ribosomal subunit; ribosome. Gene Ontology annotation, biological process: translation. Lineage: Eukaryota; Metazoa; Chordata; Actinopteri; Mugiliformes; Mugilidae. Gene Ontology annotation, molecular function: RNA binding; structural constituent of ribosome. The transcript has 7 exons.